AUGGCUCCGUCGUGUUUCGAGGUGAUCCUCGUCGGCUUUAUCCUCGUGCUGCCGUUUCUCUACGAGACCAGCCGCACCUUCCGCUAUUACUUCAAAUUCCUCAUUUACUAUGGUGUCGUGAUGGUGAUCGCAGUCGUGCUCAUGCCCAUCCUCUCGUUGCGGCCUGGCAAUGUCAAGAACUUCCUAAUGGCAUCGUGGUCGUGUCAUCACAUUAAUACUCUGCUAGGUCUACGAUGGGAGCUGCGAGGAAGGGAGCACUUAGAGAAGAAUAGGGCUUGUAUAAUUGUUGCAAAUCACCAAAGCUCAUUAGACAUAUUGGGGAUGUUUGAUGUUUGGCCGGUAAUGGAUAAGUGCACUGUCGUUGCCAAAAAAGAAAUUUUCUAUGCAUGGCCAGUCGGCCUGGCCGCAUGGUUAUGCGGACUGAUUUUCAUCGACAGAAUGAAUUCCGAGAAAGCACGAUCCGCCCUCAAUACCGCUACGAAGGAGAUCAAGGAAAAGAAGGUGAAAUUGUGGAUAUUUCCCGAAGGAACUAGACGUAACACUGGUGAGAUACAUCCGUUUAAGAAGGGUGCCUUCCAUGUCGCGAUCAGAUCGCAGUUACCCAUACUACCGGUCGUAUUCUCUUCUUAUUAUUUUUUAUGCGCAAAAGAGAAGAGAUUUGAUUCUGGACGCAUUCUCGUGACGACAUUACCACCCAUUUCAACUGAGGGACUCAGUACGGACGACGUAGAAGAAUUAAUGGAAAAGACACGAAGCGCCAUGAGUGAAGUAUUUCACGCGACGAGUCGCGAAAUUCAACAAUCUCUUCCUGUUCGGUAAGAGUACAUCGAAUGAUCAUUAUUGAACUUUAACGGACUCGUCUUAUUAAAAAAAGAGCAAAUAUAUGCUUACUUCUUUACAAGUCCUGGCGAAAAAGAAAAAUGUUUACGAAAGAUUAAAAACCUA
Cyphomyrmex costatus is the source of this 945-nucleotide messenger RNA. RefSeq names its product 1-Acylglycerol-3-phosphate O-acyltransferase 1 (gene Agpat1). Gene Ontology annotation, biological process: phosphatidic acid biosynthetic process. Lineage: Eukaryota; Metazoa; Arthropoda; Insecta; Hymenoptera; Formicidae. The record is from RefSeq and is a predicted model, not a curated record. Gene Ontology annotation, cellular component: endoplasmic reticulum; membrane. The transcript has 4 exons. Bases 1 to 819 code for a protein of 272 amino acids. Gene Ontology annotation, molecular function: 1-acylglycerol-3-phosphate O-acyltransferase activity.